CUGGCAAAGAAAUACCACCCUGAUACUAAUAAGGAUGACCCAAAAGCUAAAGAGAAGUUCUCUCAGCUGGCAGAAGCCUACGAGGUAUUAAGCGACGAAGUGAAGCGGAAGCAGUACGACGCGUACGGCACAGCCAGCUUCGAUGCCGGGGCGGCUGGCGCCGGCGCUGGCGCUGGGCGGCAGUACUGGAGCACUGGCCCAUCGAUUGAUCCGGAAGAGCUUUUCCGAAAAAUCUUUGGGGAGUUUUCGGGCUCCCCUUUUGGCGACUUUCAGAAUGUCUUCGACCAGCCGCAGGAGUACAUCAUGGAGCUGACAUUCACCCAGGCUGCAAAAGGCGUCAACAAGGAGAUUGUGGUGAACAUCAACGACUCCUGUGAGCGGUGCGGUGGCAAAGGACACGAACCUGGCACCAAAGCGCAGCGCUGUCACUACUGCAGCGGCACCGGCAUGGAGACGAUAAAUACCGGCCCUUUCGUCAUGCGAUCUACGUGCCGACGGUGUGGCGGUCGUGGUUCCAUCAUAACGACACCGUGUGUGGUGUGUCGAGGAACAGGGCAAACCAAACAGAAGAAGACAGUGAUGGUUCCCGUGCCAGCUGGCGUUGAGGAUGGGCAGACAGUUCGGAUGCCUGUGGGGAAGAAAGAGAUUUUCAUUACGUUCAGGGUUCAAAAAAGUUCUGUGUUCCGAAGAAACGGAGCAGAUAUCCAUUCAGACCUCCUUAUUUCAAUAGCUCAGGCUGUCCUGGGAGGCACAGCCAGAUGUCAAGGCUUGUACGAGACAAUCAAUAUCACAAUACCGCCUGGUAUUCAGCCAGACCAGAGAAUUCGGAUGAGCGGGAAAGGCAUUCCCAAGGUUAACAGUUACGGCUAUGGAGACCACUACAUUCACAUAAAGAUAAAAGUUCCUCAGAGGCUGACGGAUCGCCAGAGAGCCUUAAUGAUGAGCUACGCCGAGGAUGAGGCAGACGUGGACGGCACAGUGAACGGGGUCACAAACACAGCGUCAGGGAAGCGUUCUACUGGGAACUAAGAGCCAAUGGCAGCAGAUCGUCUUUGCAGUCAGGAAUGAAUCCUUCUGGCAGUGGGCUCCGGAGAGCGAAGGAUGCCAGCGAGCAGCAGCACAGUGAGAAUCCCAGCUGGAGAGGCUACAGACCACUGAGGCACCAACCAUCAUCAGGAGACAAAACCCACCCACCAUCCUAGGAAACGGUAAUGAAGGAAAAUGCCAGCUUGGCAGAAAUGCGGCGUGCUCUCGAGGUUGCUC
Molecule: messenger RNA, 1263 nt
Organism: Apaloderma vittatum (bar-tailed trogon)
Lineage: Eukaryota; Metazoa; Chordata; Aves; Trogoniformes; Trogonidae
Gene: DNAJA3
Product: DnaJ (Hsp40) homolog, subfamily A, member 3
Exons: 9
Biological process (GO): protein folding; mitochondrion organization; negative regulation of apoptotic process
Cellular component (GO): mitochondrion
Molecular function (GO): heat shock protein binding; protein kinase binding
Source: RefSeq, a predicted model, not a curated record